GGCCAGGUAUUUGUUAGCCCAGCCUCACUGUUUAUUUCCCACAUGCUCGAGUAAUAAUCAUAUGUGCGUCCUGCUCACGAGUGCACGCCCCGCUUUUCUUCAUCUCUUACCUUAUUCGUCUGUUGUUCGCGCCACCACUGAAAUUGCCUCCUUCCUCCUUCCUGAAGAAUGGCAGUUGUUUGCUGUCUACUGGGGUGAGCAGACGCCACUGUUGCGCGGCCAGUUGACCGAGCCAUCUUGCCCAGGGAGCGAUCUCGGGGACUAGGAGGGACUGAUAACAGAGUGCGGUAGUGCGAGGAUACGUGGAGUAGGAGAAGCUUGCAGAGAAUCGGAGAAAGCCGGCAAGUAAACAAACAAACAGCCUGGUUCCUCUUCUGCUUCUGCGACGUCAUAGCGCCUGAUUGGCGUGUCGUAGUGACGUUCCAAACCCGAUUAACGUGAGUUUAUUUUUAUAUAUACUCGACUAUGUAGUCCGGCAUUAGUGGCAAUAUAUAUAACGAGUACAAAUAAUUAUGAUAAAAGAGAAUGUAUUUGCUUUGCCCAGUGCCAGUGUGUAGCCUCUGUCGGGUCUGACUUCUGCGUAACGUGACACGGGUCACGUGAUCAGUACCUCUCCUUUACUGCUGUGGAGCUUUUUGUGUGUGGGCUGAAGGGCACCAAGGAAGAAAAGGACACUGGUGGUGGGGGGGGGAAACAGAAAAAAUGUGUUGAAAGUAUUGUCUGUGCCUAUCAAUGUAUUCAAUAUAUAAUGCAAACUUGAUUUCUGUCUUGUUGCUUGUUUUUUUUAUUGUUUAUUAUUUUUGUGACACUCUCUAAGUAAAGGGCAUGCAUAGUGUUGGAAGUGUAUGGUCCUUGUGUAACGGUGGGUAAAACAAACAAUAGUGUAAAUAAGAUAGUAGCAUAUCCUAUAUGUUGGGAGGGAUACCCAACUGGCACCCCAGUACAAUAACUAUAGAAGGGAAGAUAAGGUCAAACUGUUACAUAAAAAAGUGGCACCCCAGGUGGGACUUGAAUAGAGUGUUGCACUGUAUGGAAACUUACAACAUCCAUAGAGGGGAACAAGUAAUAUGAUAAGAAGGAAAAAAUGAGUACAGAAGAUAAAACAAUGGACGGUUUUAUUGAUGCAUUAAUUGAAAAUGCAUCCCCCCCCCAACCACAAAAUGCACUACCACCUGUAACAUGCUCCACAGCAUAUUCACUUUUGGACAUGGAAUUGACAGGAGAGGAUCUACUGAAGUCUCCGUUGUCAGCUCAGUCUGUUACUCCCCAACCGAGUGAGUCUCUGGCCAUAUCUGGAGUUCAGUCCCAAAUGGUGAACCUAAAUCAAAAGGUGGACGGAAUGAAAAAUAACAUGAAAAAUGAGUUGGAUAACAUGAAAACCACUCUCAUAGAGAUAAUGAAUGAGAAACAGAAAGAGUAUUUGGGACAUAUGGACGCUCAGAUGGAGUACAUUCUCACUCAGUUCAAAGCGACGUUGAGUUGGAGAUUGAAACAUCAUCAUACGGAGGUUCUCCAGGAAAUCAGCACCCUGCUUGCCCCAGUGACUGGAAGUGUUGCCUGUUUAUAUGAGGAGUUCACCCGCUUGCAGGGGGAGCUCUCUCAUUGUUCUAAAUUAGUUAAAGACAUGGCAGAGGAAUUUAUUGCAAGAAGUCAACCUAACCAGACAGAUAUGGUAGAUCAAUCCACUUCAAUUGUUUUCCAAGACCUGCCACCUAUAGUCACUUUUAGCAGGUCAAGACUUGAGUCUACAGCUCGUCAUCCAGCAAUUGGAGAACAAACGGCGCCAGUCCUUACCCCCUUGCCUUUAAAGAAAAGCAGAGAGACAGGGAAAAGCCCAAUUAAGUUACAAUUUCCUACAUAUGGGAAAUUAGAGGAUCCUUCAGACCCAUUACAGUAUUUAGAGCGCUGUGAAGACUAUUUAUCGCUUAACUCACUGUCCGAUGAAGAGCUGAUGGCCACACUACGUAACGUGCUACACGGUACAGCCAGAGAUUGGUGGGAUGUUGCAAGGCAUAAAAUUCACACUUGGACAGAUUUCCAAGACCAGUUCCGAGCUGCGUUCCUCUCUGAGGACUAUGAAGAUGAGCUCGCUGAAAGGAUACGAACUCGAGUUCAAGGAGAAAAUGAAAGUAUUAGAGACUUUGUAUAUAUGUAUCACUCACUGUGCAGACGCUGGAAAUCGAAUAUUGAGGAGGAAGAUAUUAUUAAGUUGAUUCUAAAACAUAUCAAUCCCUCCUUGGCCAGCCAACUGCGUAGUAGCCGAGUCACCACUGUGGACGAGCUUGUUCGUUUGGGCCAGCAGUUGGAACAAGAUCGAGAUAAUCAACAUCACUAUGAUCAACGGAGGCGUGAAGCUGCAACACCCAGGCCUGCUGAAUCUCGACCACCAACCACUGAACAAACUGUGCGGCCGAAGACACAGAAUUAUAAUCAAAAACGGCCACCUGAACCAUUCUGUUGGCGAUGUAAAGGGAACCAUUUACCUGUCGUUUGUCCACAUGGAGGCUCUAAUCGGACCUCAUCACCACAAGGUCCUUCUCAGCCGGUAGCUAGACCAUCUCCGGUCCAAAACAAUCCUGCCACCGUUGGGUCUCUUACUACUUCGGAACCCCAGAGUGAAGUUGGGGUUGCUUUUCCCACCUCGGGUCGAUCUCUGCCAGUCCAGUUAAGAGUUCCUGUGACCCUUGGACCUUGGCAAGGAACUGCUAUCCUGGACACAGGAUCUUCAUAUACUCUGGUCAAUGAAAGGGUGUGGUCAGAACUUAAUGGAAAUAUUCAGCCCUGGGAGAGAGGGCCUUUGUAUUUGGCUGAUGGACAAGAAAGACAACCGUUUGGAUGGAGCGAAAUAAUCAUUACUGUACAAUCCCGAGUCAUUAGACUACCUUGUGUAAUCCUGCCCGUUCAAAGCCUUGCUUUUUCUGUGGUGCUGGGUCUUGAUUUCAUAUCCCUUUCCGGUCUACAAUUUGAUGUUUCGGAGCAGAGAUACUGGUUUAAAUUUAACCAGAGAAAACACUAUCAGUUCCUGCAAGAGUCAGCCACAUUGUCAAACUCACCCUCACAUCAGGUUGCCUUCUUCUCUGCUGUUGCUCCAACCCAAUUAUUAACAACUCCAUCAUGCCUUGAUCUCUUCCAGAACGCUGUCACCCAGGCUCACCUAGACGAAUUUGGUAAAAGAUUAUUAUAUUGCCAACUUCAGGAAAACUCUGCUGUGUGUACUGACGUUUUGGGAUGUACAGAGGUACUUACCCAUAAAAUUUACCUCUCGCAUGAUUUGCCCAUUAAACAAAAACCUUACAGAGUUUCUCCGGCCAAACUCCAAGUAAUUAAAGAACAUGUGGAUGACAUGCUUAAAAGGAACAUCAUUGAGCCCUCAUCCUCACCAUAUGCAGCUCCAGUUGUUCUGGUACCAAAAAAAAGUGACCCCAAACCUCGCUUUUGUGUUGAUUUCAGGAAGGUCAAUGCUGCUACUCAGACGGACUCAUAUCCUCUGCCCAACAUCCAAGAGAUCCUGGAAUCACUGGCUGGAGCUAGGAUUUUUACCACUCUAGACCUUAACAGUGGAUACUGGCAGGUCAAAAUGGAUCCAGACAGUUGUGAGAAGACUGCCUUUGUAUGUCCAUAUGGUUUAUUUCAGUUUAAAGUGAUGCCAUUUGGAUUAAAAAAUGCCCCCGCUACUUUCCAGCGGUUGAUGGAGAUUGUCCUUGGAGAGCUGCGUGGAAAUAUCUGUUUUGUUUAUCUUGAUGACAUUAUCAUCUACUCCCACUCUCAUCUACAACAUCAACAGGACAUACAAAAGGUUUUGGAUAAAUUGCGUGAAGCUAACCUCACAGUCAACAUGAAGAAAAGCCAGUUCUUCCGGACUUCACUUACAUUUCUGGGACAUGUUGUGUCAUCUGACGGUGUAGCAGUGGACACCGAGAAGAGCAAAGCUGUGCAGGAUUUUCCCGUCCCUCAGAACCUGAAACAGCUUCAGAGAUUUUUGGGCAUGGCUGGCUGGUCCACAGUUCUUAUCGUCUGUGUACGAGGAGACCUGUAA
Acanthochromis polyacanthus (spiny chromis) is the source of this 4036-nucleotide messenger RNA. RefSeq lists its product as uncharacterized. Gene Ontology annotation, molecular function: aspartic-type endopeptidase activity. Bases 1085 to 4036 code for a protein of 983 amino acids. Lineage: Eukaryota; Metazoa; Chordata; Actinopteri; Pomacentridae. The record is from RefSeq and is a predicted model, not a curated record. The transcript is spliced from 3 exons. Gene Ontology annotation, biological process: proteolysis.